AUGGCCCCGAAAAAAUUCCCCACGAGACAUAUUCACACCCUCAAGACCCACAAUGCUCCGGUCAAUGCGGUCACCUUCUCCAGCUCCCCGGGGACAUACAUACUCACAGGCUCCUCGGACCGCGCAAUUCACCUGUCGCGCGCAGUUCCUAGCAAUGCAGAAAACUCGACUACCGCGGUAGAGACCACCGCGCCGAUCCAGCGAUACGAAGCGCAUGGCUACAGCGUCCUCGAUGUGGCAGUUGCCUCUGACAAUGCGCGCUUUGCCAGCGUGGGCGGUGACCGCCAGGUCUUCCUUUGGGAUGUCGAGCAGGGUACUACGAUUCGACGAUGGGGCGGGCAUAACAGCAAGGUUGAAGCAGUUCAGUUUGCCGGCGACGGAGACUCUGUUGUUGUCUCUGGCAGUGCCGAUACCACGAUAAAUCUCUGGGACACGCGCUCGAAUGGCCACAAGCCUAUCCAGACCCUCACCGAAGCCAGUGAUACCGUCUCGUGUCUACAUGCCCAUAUGCCUACAUACUCCAUCGCGAGCGGAAGUUACGACGGCCAUGUGCGCGUCUAUGAUGUUCGCAUGGGUCAAACAACCGUCGAUGUGCUGGCACAUCCUGUGACGAGUGUUCGCUGCUCGGCGGAUGGUAAUGCGCUGCUCACCUCCACGCUGGAUAGUUAUAUUCGAAUGCUGGAUCGCACCGAUGGGAAACUCCUUGCGGCUUUUGGAGGAUCGUCUCAAAAGGAAGAGCAGGCCCCAGCUGGUAUUCUCACUCGGCCUCGUCAUGGUUAUCGGAAUACGGAGCUGCGUGUCCGCUCUGUUUUUGCCCAGGGCGAUGGGGUAGUCUUGAGCGGAAGCGAAGCACCCAAGGAUGAUACAUCUAGUCUUGGUGCCGCUGUUUUUGCCUGGGAUAUCCUGACCGGGGAGAACGUUGCGACGCUCCCGAUGGGGCCGAGGGUGAAGGUUGUUAGUUGUGUUUCAUGGAACGAGAGAGGAUACUGGGCUGGUGGAUGUCCUGAUGGUAUGUGA
This is a messenger RNA of Penicillium waksmanii, 1017 nucleotides long. RefSeq names its product WD40 repeat domain-containing protein. The transcript has 3 exons. Gene Ontology annotation, molecular function: protein binding. Gene Ontology annotation, biological process: mRNA splicing, via spliceosome. Lineage: Eukaryota; Fungi; Ascomycota; Eurotiomycetes; Eurotiales; Aspergillaceae. Gene Ontology annotation, cellular component: catalytic step 2 spliceosome. The record is from RefSeq and is a predicted model, not a curated record. Bases 1 to 1017 code for a protein of 338 amino acids.